UAAAGUCUAAUAUCUUUCCCAAUGAGUUACACUCAUUUCCCAUCCAUCUAAUGGGUGCUGGCAGCGUGUUUCGAUUAUUCUUGGCUCCUGGCCUCCAUCCGACCAACUCGCUGUUGCAGUUUUUCUGGUACCCGUUAUCUCCACGACAGCCGAAUCCAAAGCUCUAAGAGCUGCUCGGCCGCUGGAACGAUCGGUGGCUUUUCCAACCCCGGGGGGCGGGGGUGUGAAAGGUGACCCUCAUUUCGUUUGGAAGCGGUAACACUUCACUUUAGGGUCACAUCUUAGUCCAGUUCCUCCAGAACAGGCGCUGCUGUCCGCCCCUUCCCUGCCCCACGAAGGAAUAGGUAUCCUCAAUCUUGAGACACGCUCCUCCACCUUCGAAAUCUUCUCGGUCCCGGUUCCCCAGGACUCAGCCUUCAGAGAGGCCAACUUCAGGUCCGCCACUAUCCCAGGAUUCCCGACUCCCGGUUUCCUGUCCUUCUCCCCUCCCAGCUCCUGGCUCCUGCGAUAGCAGCAAGAUGGCGGACGGUGGCGGCUCGGGUGAAGCCGCGGCUGCUAGAGCGUCUCCUGCACCUGUCCCCGGCCUAAACCCGACGCUGGGCUGGAAGGAGCGACUGCGAGCCGGGCUGGCGGGGACUGGGGCCUCGGUGUGGUUCGUGGCGGGGCUGGGGCUGCUUUACGCUCUAAGGAUCCCUUUGAGGCUGUGUGAGAAUUUGGCAGCGGUGACUGUAUUUUUAAAUUCAUUGACACCCAAAUUCUAUGUGGCACUUACAGGGACAUCUUCAUUGAUAUCAGGACUAAUAUUUGUAUUUGAAUGGUGGUACUUCCAUAAGCAUGGCACAUCUUUUAUUGAGCAAGUAUCUGUAAGCCAUUUGCAACCACUGAUGGGAGGAACAGAGAGCAGCAUUUCAGAACCAGGGUCUCCUUCGAGGAACAGAGAAAGUGAAACCAGCAGACAGAAUUUGUCAGAAUGUAAGGUAUGGAGAAACCCUCUAAAUCUUUUCAGAGGAGCAGAAUAUCGGAGAUACACUUGGGUGACUGGUAAAGAGCCACUUACAUACUAUGACAUGAACCUGUCAGCUCAGGAUCAUCAGACCUUUUUCACCUGUGACACAGAUUUUUUACGUCCUUCAGACACAGUUAUGCAGAAGGCCUGGAGGGAAAGAAAUCCUCCAGCUCGAAUCAAAGCAGCCUAUCAAGCUUUAGAAUUGAACAAUGACUGUGCCACUGCAUACGUUCUACUGGCUGAGGAAGAAGCAACAACUAUUGUAGAUGCUGAAAAGUUAUUUAAACAGGCACUCAAGGCAGGAGAAACAAUUUAUAGGCAGUCACAGCAAUGCCAGCACCAAAGUCCUCAGCAUGAAGCUCAACUGAGGAGAGAUACCAAUGUACUGGUAUAUAUUAAAAGAAGAUUGGCAAUGUGUGCAAGAAAGUUAGGAAGAAUAAGAGAAGCAGUAAAAAUAAUGAGAGAUUUGAUGAAAGAAUUUCCUCCUCUUACCAUGUUGAACAUCCAUGAAAAUCUCUUAGAAUCACUUUUAGAAUUACAGGCCUAUGCUGAUGUUCAGGCAGUCCUAGCAAAAUAUGAUGAUAUAAGCCUUCCAAAGUCAGCAGCAAUCUGUUACACAGCAGCACUGUUGAAGACAAGGACUGUUUCAGAAAAAUUCUCUCCAGAAACAGCCUCCAGAAGAGGAUUAAGCACAGCAGAAAUUAAUGCUGUGGAAGCAAUUCAUAGAGCUGUGGAAUUUAAUCCUCAUGUUCCAAAAUAUUUAUUAGAGAUGAAAAGUUUAAUUUUACCUCCAGAACACAUUCUGAAACGGGGUGAUAGUGAAGCAAUUGCCUAUGCUUUCUUUCAUCUUCAGCACUGGAAACGAAUAGAAGGUGCUCUUAAUCUGUUACAGUGUACAUGGGAAGGCACUUUUAGAAUGAUUCCACACCCGUUAGAGAAAGGACAUCUAUUUUACCCUUAUCCCAGCUGCACAGAGAUGGCUGAUAGAGAGCUAUUACCUACCUUUCAUCAUGUUUCUGUUUACCCAAAGAAGGAGCUUCCUUUGUUCAUCCAUUUCACAGCAGGAUUUUGCUCUUCUACAGCAAUGAUAGCCAUUCUCACACACCAGUUUCCUGAAAUCAUGGGUAUUUUUGCUAAAGCUGUGCUGGGACUCUGGCGCCCCCAACCCUGGGCAUCCUCAGGCUUUGAGGAGAAUACACAAGAUUUGAAGUCAGAAGACCUAGGUUUGAGUUCUGGCUGAGCCACGCACAGUUCAUUUGACCUUGGACCAAUCACCAAAUUCUUCUGAACAGCAUCUGUAAAGUGACAGUAACCCCUACCUCACAGGGUUGUUGUGAGGAUUACGUAUAUGCUAAAGCAUUCUGUAUAUGAAAAAGCUUCUUAUGAACAUUAUUGUUAUUCUUGGGGAAACCCCACCUUGGAAGCUGUCAAAAAGGACAACUGUAGAUGAAGUUGUCUUCCUUUUUUCUUCAUUCAGCUUAGCCUUUCUGUUUGGCCAGGGCUGCUUACAGGAGCUGUUAGGGUUGAAGUAAAGUCACCACAUUUUGGCUCCUUUGGUCAAAGAGAAAGAACUCUAAUGUCCAGCUGCUCCAUCCAUAUACCCAUAGAAUGGAAGUGAGUAAAGGAAAAUUUUAAGCCAGGAUAGUUAACAGUUAAGGGGCCAAUGGGAGAAUGCUUGCCUUGCAUUUGCAAAUCCAGAAUGACUAAAACAUCUUAAGUAAAUGAGGAAUAGCCACAAAGAUGCUCAGAGAUAAUAUAAGCCAUGAGUGGGAAGUGGGAAAAUGAGUUUGUAAACUCCUCUCUUUUCUAUCCCUUUACCUUUGAAGUCAGGGACAGGCAUACAGCCCACUGGCUAUUGCCCUAUACCUAUCAAUCAC
Messenger RNA from Cercocebus atys (sooty mangabey), 2883 nucleotides. It is a transcript of the gene ST7L, whose product is annotated as suppression of tumorigenicity 7 like. The transcript has 15 exons. The coding region runs from base 519 to 2246 and encodes 575 amino acids. Gene Ontology annotation, molecular function: protein binding. Lineage: Eukaryota; Metazoa; Chordata; Mammalia; Primates; Cercopithecidae. The record is from RefSeq and is a predicted model, not a curated record.